Ordospora pajunii is the source of this 1248-nucleotide messenger RNA. Its product is annotated as AAA ATPase. Gene Ontology annotation, cellular component: proteasome regulatory particle, base subcomplex. The transcript has a single exon. The coding region runs from base 1 to 1248 and encodes 415 amino acids. Gene Ontology annotation, biological process: proteasome-mediated ubiquitin-dependent protein catabolic process. Gene Ontology annotation, molecular function: ATP hydrolysis activity; ATP binding; proteasome-activating activity. The record is from RefSeq and is a predicted model, not a curated record. NCBI's taxonomy places the organism in Eukaryota, Fungi, Microsporidia, Ordosporidae.
AUGAGUAAUCAGAAGCAAGAGAACAUAAUUGAUGAGAAGGAUGUAGGAUUUAUUCUCAGCUACGGGAGAAACUACUAUACAGAUGGAAUAAUUGAGAAAGAAGAGGAGAUAAAAAGACUUUUCGAGCAGAUAGGCUUGAAGCUUGGAACAAAGGAAGUGGAGACUGGACUAGCACCUCCAAUGUGCUGGGAUCUUCUUGGCGAUAGAAAUAGGAUUCAAAGUGAGCCUAAUCUACAGGUUGCGCGAGUUUGCAAGAUUCUUGACGGAUAUCAUGAAGCAAGGUAUAUGAUAGGAAUUAAGAUGAUAGCAAAAUUUAUUGUAGGAAAGUCAAAGAGACUUGAUGCAAGCCUAAUACAAGAAGGAAUGAGGGUUGGAGUGGACAGAAACAAGUACCAGAUUGUAUUGCCGCUUCCAAGAAAAAUAGAUGCAUCUGUAACAUUGAUGCAGGUUGAGGAAAGACCAGAUGUGACGUAUAACGAUAUAGGAGGAUGCAUUGAAGAAAUAGAGAAGAUAAGGGAAGUUGUUGAAGCGCCUCUGCUGAAUCCGGAGAAGUUUGUUGCGUUAGGAAUUGAUCCUCCAAAGGGCGUUCUGCUCUAUGGCCCUCCAGGAACAGGAAAGACAUUGCUGGCAAGAGCAGUUGCUAACAGGACAAAUGCAUGCUUUAUCCGGGUAAUUGGGUCAGAGCUUGUGCAGAAGUAUGUAGGGGAGGGAGCUAGGAUGGUUAGAGAAAUUUUUAGUAUGGCGAAGGGGAAGAAAGCAUGUAUAAUUUUUUUUGACGAGGUUGAUGCAUUUGGAGGAACCAGGUUUGAUGAUGACGAUGACAACGAGGUGCAGAGGACAAUGUUGGAGCUAAUAAAUCAGCUGGACGGAUUUGAUCCGCGAGGUAAUAUAAAGGUUCUGAUGGCUACCAAUAGGCCAGACACUCUUGAUCCCGCACUUCUUCGUCCAGGAAGACUUGAUAGGAAAGUUGAGUUUGGAUUGCCUGAUCUUGACGGAAGGACAUCGAUCUUGAGAAUACAUGCAAAGACAAUGAGUGUAGAUAAAAGCAUUCGGUUUGAUUUGAUUGCAAGACUAUGUAGCAAUGCAACAGGUGCCGAGCUAAGAAGUGUAUGCACAGAAGCAGGAAUGUUUGCAAUACGAGAGCGACGAAAGAUUGCAACGGAGGACGAUUUUUUGAAGGCUGUUGAUAAGGUUGUUAAGGGGUAUGCGAAGUUUUCAUCGACGCCAAGGUAUCUUACAUACAACUGA